CUAAAAGAGGCCUGGGCCGGGGCAGAGAGAUCCCAGCGGCCACCGCGCCCGGAGGCGGGACUUCCGUCGCUGCACGCUUCCGCCGCGUCGGCCAGGAACGAAACCCGCCCGGAAGUAUCUCACCGGCGGCGCGCCGUCUGCGCCUGUUGUUGGCACCUGUGGGUCGCCGCGCGUGGGAGCGGGCGAACAUGGCGUUCCGGCAGGCGCUGCAGCUGGCGGCCUGCGGGCUGGCCGGCGGCUCGGCCGCGGUGCUCUUCUCGGCGGUGGCGGUGGGGAAACCGCGCGCGGGCGGAGACGCGGAACCGCGAGCAUCCGAGCCGCCGAGUUGGGCGGUAGGCGCGCGCCCGUCGCCUAGUGUCUGGGAUCCCAACUGGGACAGGCGAGAACCACUGUCUCUCGUCAAUCUGCGGAAAAGGAACCUGGAGUCUGGAGAAGAAGAACUGGCGUCCAAGCUGGAUCACUGCAAAGCAAAGGCCACGCGGCACAUCUUCCUCAUCAGGCACUCUCAGUACCACGUGGAUGGCUCCCUGGAGAAGGAGCGGACUCUCACUCCACUGGGUCGUGAACAGGCUGAACUAACUGGCCUCCGACUAGCAAGCCUGGGGUUGAAGUUUGACAAAAUUGUACAUUCCUCCAUGACGCGAGCCAUAGAAACAACAGACAUCAUCAGCAAACACCUGCCAGGGGUGUGCAGAGUCAGCACCGACCUGCUCAGGGAAGGCGCCCCCAUUGAGCCUGAUCCACCUGUAUCCCACUGGAAGCCAGAAGCUGUGCAGUAUUACGAGGACGGAGCCCGGAUUGAGGCCGCAUUCCGGAAUUACAUCCACCGGGCAGAUGCCAGGCAGGAGGAGGACAGUUACGAGAUCUUCAUAUGUCACGCCAACGUCAUCCGCUACAUUGUGUGCAGAGCGCUGCAGUUUCCACCCGAAGGCUGGCUCCGUCUUUCCCUCAACAACGGCAGCAUCACCCACCUGGUGAUCCGACCCAAUGGCAGGGUUGCGCUAAGGACCCUUGGGGACACGGGGUUCAUGCCUCCGGACAAGAUCACUCGGUCCUGAGGGCUGCACCACAGGCACCCCCUGGGCGGCGGCUGCUAGACCCUCCUGCCGUCAGCGCGGGUGCCACGAGCACGUGGGUUUCUGCCCUCCUCCCUACACAGGCUGCAUUUCAGUUACAUUUUUCUCGAAAGCAGCCAGCAGAAAGAACUGUCUGAAGCGCUGUGUUCCAGUACUUGCCUCUGGCCCAGGAUGAUCAGGGAACGUUACCGCCGGAGACCCAGGCCACCCAAGGUGUCCCCUUUCUGUGAUCUGAGAGAGGCCCUGGGUGGAAGCUGGCCCGUCUGGUGUCCUCACUGCAGAUGGGCCCAUGCACAGCCCCCACUGAAGGGUCUUUCAUUGUGACAGCACCAGCCAUGGCCCACCCACCUUGUGAGGCACACGGGGACGGUAGGAGGGUCACUCACAGAACAGUGGUGGCCCCUAUUCUUGUUCACAGCUCAUUUCUCUUCGCACUUUUUCAUUCUGUAAAACCCGUUUGUCACUUAAAAGAUAUUUUCCUCAUCUAGGUUCUUGCUUCGAAAGCCAGUUUCUUACUCCAGAGUCACAGAUCCCUGAAGUGGUGGGUGGGUCUGAACAUACCUGCUUUGUUAGACCCUUGGGGGUGUGAGGACCUAUGCACUGACUAGGACACCCGGGGGUUGGGGUGGGGACAUGCCAAGGCUGCCCACCACCGUGCUGGUCCCGUGGAAGAGGCCAUGGGGAGUUGCCCCUCGUGCUCACGAUGUGCCAGCAUUUAACACUGGCUUAGUGACAGGAAAUCACAUGUAAUAAACCAACAGCAUUUUAAUAUCCUAGACUGCAGGGUUAGCCUUCGUUUGCCUAUGGUUAUUGCUAAUUUUUUAUGUUUAUGGAUUAAAGUGUUUAAAGUAUUUAGACAUGACGUGUCUAUCCCAAAUAUUGUUAAUUUAGAAAAACUACAAUUUCUAUGAACUGGUUAUGAACAUUUUCUGCAAUCAUGCAACUAAUUGGAAUAUUUGAUCCAUUUGUCAACUUUGGAAGUAAUUACAUAAUAAAAUUUUAUUUUACCUUU
This is a messenger RNA of Trichechus manatus latirostris (Florida manatee), 2088 nucleotides long. RefSeq names its product PGAM family member 5, mitochondrial serine/threonine protein phosphatase (gene PGAM5). The record is from RefSeq and is a predicted model, not a curated record. Bases 189 to 1058 code for a protein of 289 amino acids. Gene Ontology annotation, cellular component: mitochondrion. NCBI's taxonomy places the organism in Eukaryota, Metazoa, Chordata, Mammalia, Sirenia, Trichechidae. Gene Ontology annotation, molecular function: protein serine/threonine phosphatase activity. Gene Ontology annotation, biological process: peptidyl-threonine dephosphorylation; positive regulation of mitochondrial fission. The transcript is spliced from 6 exons.